Molecule: messenger RNA, 2239 nt
Organism: Cimex lectularius (bed bug)
Lineage: Eukaryota; Metazoa; Arthropoda; Insecta; Hemiptera; Cimicidae
Product: isocitrate dehydrogenase [NAD] subunit beta, mitochondrial-like
Exons: 8
Coding region: 89-1234 (381 amino acids)
Biological process (GO): isocitrate metabolic process; tricarboxylic acid cycle
Cellular component (GO): mitochondrion
Molecular function (GO): magnesium ion binding; oxidoreductase activity, acting on the CH-OH group of donors, NAD or NADP as acceptor; NAD binding
Source: RefSeq, a predicted model, not a curated record
CCAGAUUAGAGAGAAAACCUCCUUAUUUUCAUUAGUGUUCGAUCCUUGUUCUACAUCAUUAUUUUAACUAAAAUAAACAACUGUUGGAAUGGCCCUGCUAAGGAAAAAUGUUCAGAUUUUGUUCCAAAGUAUCUCUACCAAUCUUCCAAUUUUAUCUUCAAGAAAUUUCAUUUCAUCACCAGUAUUAGAAGAGAAAGCCAAAACUAAAAGGCCGGAAGGUAUAACAAAAUGCACACUUAUACCAGGAGACGGUGUCGGACCGGAACUCAUGUACUGCGUACAGGAAGUUUUCAAGGCCGCAGGUGCCCCAAUCGAGUUUGAGCAGUUCUUUUUCUCCGAAGUUCAUGCGAGUAUGAGCGCUCCUAUUGAAGAUGUCGCAGCUUCCAUUAAUCGUAAUGGGAUCUGCCUCAAGGGUAUUUUAGCAACGCCUGAUUAUAGCCUCACAGGUGAACUCCAGUCUCUGAACAUGAAGCUGAGGCGAAACCUCGACCUUUAUGCCAAUGUUGUGCACGUGAAGAGCUGGCCUGGAUUAAAACUCCGGCAUCAGAAUAUAGAUGCGGUCAUCAUUCGUGAGCAGACCGAAGGGGAAUACUCUGCUCUAGAGCAUGAAAGCGUCAAGGGUGUUGUUGAAUGUUUGAAACUCGUGACAGCAGCAAAAUCAGAAAGGAUUGCCAAAUUCGCUUUUGACUAUGCCACAAGAAAUAACAGGAAAAAAGUGACUGCUGUACAUAAAGCCAACAUUAUGAAAUUGGGCGAUGGCCUGUUCCUCAAGAGCUGUAAUGAAAUGGCGAAACUUUACCCAAAAAUUAAGUUUGAAACAAUGAUAGUUGAUAACUGCACAAUGCAGAUGGUGUCUCACCCACAACAGUUUGACGUAAUGGUCAUGCCUAAUCUGUACGGUAAUAUCCUUGAUAACCUUGCCUCAGGCCUCGUUGGCGGAGCUGGAGUUGUAGCUGGUGCAUCUUACAGUGCUGAAUGUGUUGUUUUUGAACCUGGUGCAAAACACACUUAUUCAGAAGCUGUUGGAAAAAAUGUCGCCAAUCCUACAGCAAUGUUGCUAUGCGGUGCUAAAAUGUUGCAACAUGCAAAUCUACAGUAUUAUGGUGAUAUGAUAAGAGCUGCUAUUGCUAAAGUGUAUGUUGAUGGAAAAGUGAAAACUAAGGAUCUUGGAGGUCAGUCAACUACAAAGGAAUAUGUCUAUGCAAUAAUAAACAGCCUUCAACAUGCCUGCUAAUAAAAAUUAUAUCAACAUAUUGUCGAAUAUUUUUUAUUUAUUUUUGGUAGAAACUACUCAACUAAUUUAAAAAACCUGACCUUACUAGUCAAUAAUGAAGUAUUUGAUGAUAGAAAUUUUUUUUUCUGUUUAAGUAAUACAAUAAUGGGAAUUUUGUUUGUUGUUGUCUGUGAAACUAAAUAUUUCUAGAGUAUUUAUUUUAAAUAUGAACAUAAGCUACUACCAAUGAAAUUCAGUAUUGUUUUGGUUAAAUAUAUAAAGAAUAUUUGAUAUUAAUAUGUUACACGUGUUCUGAAAUUGUUAAUUUUUAAAAUUGUAGUAUAAUAAACGUUCCUCUGUAAAUUAUUAAAAUUAAAAAAGCAAAUAGUUAAGAAAUAAUUCAAAUCUGUUCUUAAAGAACAUAUAUUUGUCACACAUUUAGAGAAAAUGUGCAUAAAAGGCUGUACAACCUUUACUAAACAUCUGUUCAAUACAUUUAGAUGUAUCGUUUUUCGAUCUUGCUCAGCGUACAUCAUAUGACACAGAAAACUAAUUUGAAAUAAUCAACAGUUUUGAAAGGUUGUAUAGUAAUAGUUUCUGAACAAGAAAACAAAACAAAACUAUUUCCGUGAGCUGUACAUACAUUGGAUUGUAUAUUUAUUAUUUUUGACCUGAUCUAAAUCAGGUGAGUUGAUUUAAUCGCUUAGGACAAAGCGAUAUACUUUUAAAAAUAUCUAUCAGUAAUGUUAGAUAGUAGUUGGUAUUUGUGACUGAAAGAAGUUUCAUGUGUUUUGAAACAUGGGAAAUAAAAAAAGGAAGACAGGCACAUUCUUAUUUUAAGUACUAAUUAAUGUAACAGACGAAGAAUAUUAAACAUUAUGCUAUUCCUGUGGAUUGUAAAUACUCACAACUUUUACAUGUUACCAGGUAUGUAUUUGGAUUAAAAAACAGCUUUGUCAAAUAACACAAUAGAAUAACAUUGAAUUUUCCCCAGAUGUUUAAAAAUUAAAAAUCAUUAAUUGUGAA